Molecule: messenger RNA, 1744 nt
Organism: Aspergillus glaucus CBS 516.65
Lineage: Eukaryota; Fungi; Ascomycota; Eurotiomycetes; Eurotiales; Aspergillaceae
Exons: 3
Coding region: 127-1608 (493 amino acids)
Source: RefSeq, a predicted model, not a curated record
AGCUUCUCCAGUAUGUGAUUGCUCCGUAGCUGACAAUGGGUCCCAGGUUUAUAAGGUACGACUGGAGCCUGCUGUCUUCACUGCGAACACUACUUUAAUAACAAUCCCAUACAUAACGAGCCCAAAAUGCGCGUCCAACAAAUAUGUCUCGGAGUUAGCACUCACAAGCAACUGAGCUCUCCUGCUGAGGUUAACCCUUCUGACCGGAAAAAAGACCGGGAGAGAUGCACAGCAAGCCUACUCCGGUCAUGUCCGGCAUCAGUAUGGCCCGAGGGGUCUGCCACGGCGCAUUCACAUCCGAUGCUGGUCACAGUCGAAGACCACAUUGAUCAUAUCAGUGCUAUUCAUGAAGCUCUCAGGGCAGCAAUUGUGAACAUUGUUAAUCGGUGGUGGUCGGAUACCAAGGCCAAUUUCCCUGCGCGUAUGCCAAUUGAGCCUUAUGAAGAGAGUCUUUUGCGGUGGAUGGAAGCCUUGCCAGCCGGGACAACCCGCCCAUUCGAUGAAUGUCUGGGAUCCUGGCGACCUGACUUUCUGAUUGAGGAUGUUGUAGAUGCGUCCAAGCCCGGCGGGACUCGCGAGCAGUUCCGCAUUUGUGAGAUCAAUGCUCGAUUCUGCUGGAAUGGUUUUUUUCAUGGAGCGUAUGGCCAGCGUGCCUUGGAUGAUUUGGGUGCACGGGAAAAGGGUUUCCGGGGAGCAGCAGAUUGUGAGGAGACAAUCAAUGAGCUACUGACUCUUGUCGACACAUCCAAGCCCCUGCAUCUUCUCAAAGGGGAAGAGCAUGGAAUUGACAUCUGGCUAUUGGCUUGGGCGGCUGAACAGCGGACUGGGAUCCGCCCUCGAUUCAUCACUCCUGAAGAUCUACGCUUAGUCCCAUGUGACAAGGCACCUCUGGGUCAGAAGCUGUGCUGUGUCAUCCCUUCAGAUGCAAUAACAUCGCCGGAAUCGACCGUCUUUGAAUUAGAGGGCGAACGACUUGAGGAUGUUCAUCAAGUCAACCUAGAACUUCAUCAACGGGAGCUGCGGGCAAUGCCCAUUAAGGUCCUCCGCCACUUGUCCCUGCGCUGCUUCAAUGAUCUGCGUGUCAUUUUACUCGUGCAUGACAAGCGUAUGCUAGGAAUUAUUCUUCAGGAACUCGAUGCUCUCGUCCAUCGCCACGGGGUUCUGACUCCAAAACAGGCUGAGAUUCUUCGAGAGGGUAUCUCAACGACCUUCAUCCCAGGAUCUUCUGAAAUCUCCCAGCUCAAGAAGGACUGUCACCACAACCCGAAUCUCAAAGACAACUUCAUCCUGAAACCGAUUCGGAGUGGGAAAGGCGCGGGCAUCCUCUUUGGUGACGAACUCUCGCCGGAAGAUUGGCAGACCAAGCUAGAAAGUUGUCAGCAGGCAACGAUAUUCCCUGGUCAGAUCAGCUAUAUCGUCCAGCGGAAGAUUCCUCAAGCAAUAUAUGAUGUUUACUCGAGGGAUAGUGAGGAGAGCAGGAAGAUGCACCUGGUUGGGACGUAUCAUGUCGUCAAUGGGCGGUAUCUCGGUCUGGGGACAUGGCGAAGUAGUCCAGCACGUAUCUGUGCCAUCUCUCGUGGUGGUUCAUGGAUUUGUUCUAUAUAUUGAGAUAUAGUUCUGCAUAGUACUAUUCUACUAUUUCAAUGCCCUAUUUGGGACAUGGUUUUCUGGGGUCUAAAGUGGGAUCGUCAAUUCCACGUUUGUAUCUUAGCCUUUAAAUUGUAAGAAAUCAAUUGGUAGCGAG